AUGAUUCGAGUGAAAACUUUCACUACAAAAAUUUUAGAGCGUAUCAACAUUGAUGUUCGAAUACAGCAAGCGGAAUUGGAGUACAGACUGGGCCGCGAGGAACUCGAGCUGCUGACUCUUCAUGAAGAGAGCAGAGCCUUGCAAACCGCCUUGGAGCUGGCUGAAACUCAAGAAAAACAGAAGAAUGAUACAAUAUUCAGUUGUAUUUCCGGCUCAACGCAAGUCACAAUCCACGCGGUCGAAGUUAGCGCGGAUCCGAAAAGUCCCCGUUUCGGAGCCGGACCGAGAAACGAUGCGAUUGGUCUCUAUGUCGACUGGGCCGUGGAGGAGUCCGGUCUUUGCAAGGGAGACAGGAUCUUGGAGGUAAACGGAAAACUAGUGGUAGGAGCGGGCAGGAGCGACUUGGCACGCCUUCUAGCCGUCGCGCCCGACGCCGCGCAGAUAGUGGUCCUUCGAAAGGGCGAAUCCCUUGCGGCGUUGCGCACCCUGCGCUCCGAUAAUCUUAGGCUGACGCACAGAAUCGGUUAUCUUGAGGAACAGGUAAGAGAUCUCCUGGCGCCGAGUAGGACCGAAGUCACCACCGAAGAUCCGCCACCAAGUCGGCAGGAACAUGUACAGGUUUUCCAAAAGGGGCCUCAAGUGACAGCACUCGUCGCGAAUCUACCUGGUCUCAACGUGAAAAGCUGCACAGAACUGCGGCAGAGCCUGCCGACCGUCCGAAGUAGACAUAGCGAUCACUCCAGGCGGCUGGCGGACUCGAAAAACCAACGUGAGCUUGACUUCUCAUCCGACGGGGUCGCGAACGGUCAUCACAAGUCCCGGAACCGACAAAAGCACCAGGGACUCCAGCUGGCCAGGUCGACAGCCAGUCUCGAUUGCAAGCAAUCGCCGAUGCAAUCGCAGAUGCAACGUCGAAGAUCACCGCGUGUCGAGUCUGCAAUGGAGCAUCUGCACAAGAGUCGCAAGAGCGGGUCGCAGCUGCAAUCGCUGGAGUUCGACUCCGAGCCGACCUACUAUCGUUUACAGGAUUCACAAUCUCGCGCAUCGGAGAAUUCAGAAAUAUCGGUGGUGUACAGUUCCCAGGAGGCGAAGACCCGUCCGGCACCACCGAAGAAACCGCUACGGCUCUCCCUGCAUCGCGCGGCGAGUCUUCAGUCUGUAGAGAGCGCUCCACCGGCCGCGUCGCAACAUGACGUGGCUCGGAAGCCAACGAAGAGGAACCACCGCGGCGAUCCACCUACGGAGAAGACGACAUCGCGGCCCGAGGCGAACGGAAACGUGAACUCGAAUUCCCAGGAGUCCCACGCCAGUCCGCCGCAACCACCCCCGAGGACGCCCUCCAGGGCGGAAUCGUGUCAGAGUGCCCUACGAUGGCCCUCCCCGAAACCGAGAGCACACUUAACGUCCAUACCGAUGGAGAAGUGGUGCUGAACGUUGGGACGUUCCAAGGACGAGAGACUGUAAAGGUGAAGAAAAGAAAGGAAGGAUAAACGAUUCCCAAGAUAGCUGCCCAUACAGCAAAACAAGUUUCAGAAAGCUUUCCGAAAGAUAACUUGGAAAUUAAUA
This is a messenger RNA of Vollenhovia emeryi, 1566 nucleotides long. RefSeq lists its product as uncharacterized. Lineage: Eukaryota; Metazoa; Arthropoda; Insecta; Hymenoptera; Formicidae. The transcript is spliced from 6 exons. Bases 1 to 1431 code for a protein of 476 amino acids. Gene Ontology annotation, molecular function: protein binding. The record is from RefSeq and is a predicted model, not a curated record.